Molecule: messenger RNA, 1428 nt
Organism: Penicillium diatomitis
Lineage: Eukaryota; Fungi; Ascomycota; Eurotiomycetes; Eurotiales; Aspergillaceae
Product: H(+)-transporting V1 sector ATPase subunit H
Exons: 3
Coding region: 1-1428 (475 amino acids)
Biological process (GO): proton transmembrane transport
Cellular component (GO): fungal-type vacuole membrane; vacuolar proton-transporting V-type ATPase, V1 domain
Molecular function (GO): proton-transporting ATPase activity, rotational mechanism
Source: RefSeq, a predicted model, not a curated record
AUGUCGCUAGAUCCGCCGUCCUACCUUGGUUCUCUUCAAAACAAUAUUCGUGCGCGACCAAUCCCGUGGGAAGGUGCUGUCCGCGCUGGCAACAUCACCGAGGAUCAUCUCAAGAAGAUCAAGGCCGUGGACAAGGUACGGAAGGAGCAGCGCAUCCAGACGAUAAAAGCGGAUCUACCUGGCUAUACGGCCCUGCUAGCGGGUGGAUCUGAAUCCAAAAGCGUCCUAGAAUCGGCGUCGCGGAGAACCGACAUUGUGCAGUACAUUCUUGUGCUUGCCUCAGAUCUUAUUCAAGAUGUCUCUGAGCUCGCCGACUCGCUUGUGUCUCACCCCGAGCCUUAUAAGCCCUUCUUACCUUUCCUGCACAGUUCCAACAACGCCGAAGAUCCGAUCCCCCUCCUGACCUCCACAUUUCUCACUGCUCUUGUUUCACACAGCCUUGUGACCUCGUCGAAACCUGCUGCUCGAGAUGAAGAGGCUCUUCCAAAACUAUACCUUUAUCUCUCCACCUUGACCAAGAAUUCCGACAGCGGGCUACAGGACAUUGGUGUCCAAGGAUUCUCGGAGCUUUUACGGAAGAAACAUGCGCGGGAAAUCUUCUGGAAACACCGAACGGAGACGUUGGACCCGUUGAUCGAGACACUUCGGACCGCAGCAGGCACCAAGGAGAACGGCGGCAGUGCAGGAGGAAUCGGCACGCGGAGCGUUGAGCCUGGUCUUGCGGGCGGCGUGGGCCUGCAGCUGCUAUACCGUAUUCUUCUGGUGGUCUGGCAGCUCACUUUCGAAAGCGAACUCGUCGGCGAGGAUCUUCAAGAGAAUUAUGAGAUUAUUCAACUAUACACGCAGCUCCUCCGUCUGUCACCGAAAGAAAAGACCACGCGCCUUCUACUUGCCACUCUAUUCAAUCUCUGCAGCAGCAAUCGCUCAACUCUUUUACCCGUUGCAGUCUUUGUUCGACUUCCGGCUCUGUUGAGCAAUCUCGCUGGUCGUCAUCUUAUGGAUCCUGACUUGCUUGAGGAUCUCAAUGGGCUCUCUACCAUGCUUGAUGAGUACACUAAGACGCAGACAACCUUCGACCAGUAUGCCGCGGAAGUUCAAUCGGGCCACCUGCGCUGGUCUCCUCCCCACAAGAACCCUACUUUCUGGAAAGAGAACGCGCGUCGCAUCCUCGAUGAGGGCAAUGGUGCUUUGCCCAAGAAGCUGGCCGAAAUUCUCUCCAAGGACUGGGAGCAUGAUAAGCAAGUUCUGGCGAUUGCCUGCAAUGAUGUUGGCCAUUUAGUGAAAGAGCUUCCCGAGCGACGCGCGCAGCUUGAACGGGCCGGUUUGAAGACUCGAGUGAUGGAGCUCAUGGCCGACAAAGAUGAGGCAGUUCGGUGGGAAAGUCUGCGUGCCGUAGGUGAAUGGCUCCGCUACACCUUCGAUGGGUAA